Molecule: messenger RNA, 2010 nt
Organism: Cercopithifilaria johnstoni
Lineage: Eukaryota; Metazoa; Nematoda; Chromadorea; Rhabditida; Onchocercidae
Source: the annotation of a GenBank genome assembly
AACAUUUUACAAUUGAAGCAAACGAAAAAUGAAAAAGAUAAGUCAGAUUCGUUGAAUGUAGAAGAUGAAGAAGAUAUUACACAACUAAGUAUUAUUGUAUCUGAUGAAAAAAUAGAUGAAAUUGAAUGCAUGGGGUCACAUGAAAUUAUUAUUGAGGAUGACAAGAAAGUGGACAAAGAAGAGGAGAAAAAGAUGGACAAAGAAGUGGACAAAAAAUUAAUCGAAACAUUAGGAGAAGAAAUGAAAACAAAUACGGAAUCACAAAUAUUUAUUGAUAGUGGUGAGAUAUGUAAAAAGGAGGAGCUUACGACAAAUCUGUCAACAAAAGAACCGCAGAAAAGUUUAGUAAAAGCUGAAUUGGAGAAAACAUUGUCACAAAUGCCAAGUGUUGUACAAAAAGAAACAAAAAAACAAGAUGAAAAAGAUACAAAAAAGCAAGCUGAUAAUAAAUUGUUAAGGUUAUCAGCAUUAAAUCAAAAUAUAUUAUCACCAGUUCAAAUAUCACCAAAAGUGAUACAAGAAUCACCGUUGAAAGUGAAAUCACCAAUAGCAAAAUCUACGAUAACAAAGUCACCAGCAAUAAAAUCUAUCGCAACACAAUUUGCAUCAACGAAACAAGGUGAAGGUGUUAUAAAGACUGGCUUAAAGGCAGCCAAAGUUACUGCUAUCAUUCCUCGUCCUGCAACUGUUAUUCCGUCAACAUUUACGGGUGAUGAUGAAGAUGAUUACUUCCAUGGAUUUUUACCACGUGAAGAUGCUAAUAUGCUCUGUGUACUUGAUGGUGAUUUCUUGCUACGAACUACUGAGGUUUCUUCUGGUGAAGAUCGUCAGCUCUGUUUAUCAAUUGCAUGGCAUGGUAAGCAUCAUAUCAUUUUACAUUAUGAUAAAACAAAGAAUCAGUAUGGGAUGAAAGCUAACCAUACAUUUCCUUCAAUCACCGAUUUGGUUAAUUAUUAUGCUCAUCAUAAAUUCAAAAUACUAAAUCAAAGUGUAUUAUUAAAGAAUCCAAUCGUUGCACAACCAUGGGAAUUGAAACAUCAACAGUUGGAGCUUCUUCAAAAACUUGGCGAAGGCGCAUUUGGUGAAGUUCAUUCUGCUAAUCUUUCACUUACUCCUCGAUUUUGUGUCAAAGCUGCUGUCAAAGUUCUUAAAUGUGAUGCGAUGACAAAGGAAAAAGUAUUAGAAGCGAUGUGCGAAGUUCGAAUGUUACGAAAUUUAAGACAUGAAAAUAUUGUUCGCUUUUAUGGUGUUGCUAAUAGACGAGAACCUUUAAUGAUUGUUAUGGAACUUGUUAAGGAAGGUGCAUUAAAUUUAUUCCUUAAAAAAAAUGGUAGCAAUCUUUCAAUGAAAAUUAAACUAUCGAUGAUUUGUGAUGCUGCCUGUGGCCUUGCCUAUUUACAUGGCCAAAAUAUUAUGCAUAGAGAUUUGGCAACUCGUAAUUGUUUAUAUACAGGUGAAGUGGUUAAAUUGAGCGAUUUUGGUAUGUCUAUUUAUGGACCCCAAUAUAAAUUGCAACCUACCGAUAAAGCACCUGUUCGAUGGGUUGCACCUGAGGUAUUCCGUACGCUAAUCUAUUCAUUCCCAUCUGAUACAUGGGCUUUUUUUGUUAUGGUCUGGGAAAUUUUCAAUAAUGCUAUCGAGCCGUAUCCAGACUGGGAUCGAGCACGUGUUAAAAUUGAAGUUCUAAAAGGUAGUCGAUUAACGAUACCUCCUAUGGCACCAAUUCAACUUCAACAACUUUGUAAGCAAACUUGGAAUGCGGAUAUCACUAAACGGCCAACGAUGUACACCGUAGCAGCUGUAAUGAUGCGAUUAACCGGGAAGAGAGAUGUCAGUGAAAAAACAACUACCACCGCUAUCAGGCCAAUACAAAUGAAUCAAAAUAUGCAAACAAAUUAUACCAGUCCAAUAUCUCCCCAAUCUUUUGCCCAAAGAUUACAAGCAAAAGCGAGAAGCCCAGGAAAAAGUUCCAAGAAAAGCUCCAAAAGAAAGGUCAAAAAACGCCGAUAA